GAAGAAUGUGGUGAACAAGGAAGUCAAUAAAGCGACAGGAAGCCGUAGUCGAUCUCCUUUUGUUUCUUUCUUUCUUUCUUUUUUCAUCCCAUUCGCUAUCGUUUUUAGACUGUUAUUCGGAAUAACGAAAAAUCUGUUGUCAGUUUCAUUCUCUGUAUUGACUUUGUUUUUUGUUGUUUUUUUUUUUUGAAUGGUUGAAGGUGUUUGACGUUAGUGCUGAGCUAGUUGUGUCGGCUACGAGAGUGCUAACAGGCCGGAGGCCGUCUGCUCGGUUCACCGCUUGUCGGCCUUCCUUCGAAAGUGAAACAUUUGGUUUCGAGGUGGGACGGCGGUGAUCGAAACGUUCUUUCGAUAGCGUUUAGUGUAGCCGGUGUGGAAUCGUUAAGACCAACAAGCUUCCGCAGACCGGACGAGUAUGUAUGCCCCUCCGGGUUCGAGCCUCCCUGGAGGCCGGAGAAGGAGAGGGGGCAGCCCUUUGCCCAAGCAACCAGAACGGAGCCUGGUCUCGGCUCUGCCCGGAGCCCUUUCCAUAACCGCCCUGUGCACGGCUCUGGCGGAACCAGCCUGGCUCCGGAUUCACGGAGGGACUUGCCCCAGACAAGAGCUCGGAGUGGCGGAUGUCUUAGGCUACGUUGACCCCAAGCUCCUGGCCGAGUACUGCGUGAACCCGCAGGCCAUAUUGUUGCUGCGAGUGAUCGCCGCCUUCUGCUUCCUGGGCAUCUUUUGCAGCCUGAGUGCGUUCCUCCUGGAUGUGUUUGGACCCAAGUACCCCGCCCUCAAGAUCACGCGGAGAUACGCCUUCGCCCACAUCCUCACGGUUCUGCAGUGCGCCACCGUCGUCGGCUUCUGCUACUGGGCCUCCGAGCUGGUUUUGUCACUGCAGCAGCAGAACAAGAAAAACCACGGCUCCCUGGUGUACGUCGCCUUCGCCAUCAGCUUCUACCUGGUGGCGGGCGCCGGCGGGGCCUCCAUCCUCGCCACGGCCGCGAACCUGCUGCGCCACUACCCCAGCGAGGAGGAGGAGCAGGCCCUGGAGCUGCUCUCCGAGAUGGAGGACAGCAGCGAGACGUUUCCCAUCGAGUACGACGUCGGCAACCAGUUCCAGCCCCCGCCCGCGUACACGCCUUGAUGAGCGGCGGCGGGGGCCACAUGUCUGCUUUGCAAAUACCCUGAACCGUUGAGCACGGCGCGUGCGGCCGUGCGCGCACGCUACGCGACUGACAAGCGCUUUGGGUGCAUGAGAGCGUCGAAAUGGUCGAGAGUUUCACAGAUGCAUGUAAAUGGCUGUUAGGGCUCGCUUCUUCAUCUAAAGCACCGGUGUCAAACCCAAGGCCCGGGGGCCACAUCCGCCCCGCCCCGUGAUUUGAUGUGGACCCGCGAAGGCAAAUCUGAGCUGUCAAACUUUCACGAUUCUUGUUAAAACCUGUGCAAAAAUUUCAAACUUGUCAUAUCAGAAAUGAUGAGACUGAGGUAUUGCAAGUGUUUUUGUCACCAAACAUCAACAAUAGUUGGAAGAAACAAUACCCUUGAUUUCUGAUGCCAAAAGUAGUUCACAAAUUUAAGGUGUAAAAAUGAUGAGGCGAUUUAAAGAUUUUUUUUUAUGGUUUCAGUCGUAAAAGCCCUCUGAGAGAAACCCUAACUGCAAUGUGGCUCACGACAAAAAUGACCCCUGACCCGAGUCAUAGUGUUCUGAAGCAGUGGUCCCGAAUAUUACAGUAUGUAAACCAAACUAUUGUUUCUUAACAAAAACGCUUGCAAUAGCUCAGUCGUAUCAUUUGUGAUCUGACAAUGUUAACAUUUUUGUACACGUUUGAACAAGAAUCCUGGAAGUUGACGCUUAUGAUUUGCCUUUGCGUGCCACAUCAAAUCAUGUCAGUGGGCCAGAUCCUGGCCCCCGGGCCUCCAGUUUUGACACCUGUGAUCUAAAGCAAGAGUGCUCCACGUGGCCGAUGAAGUUAUUGAUGGAGCAGCCUGAUCCAUACCGAUUUUCUUAUCACUUUUAUCCGAGCGGGUCUUGUCAAGCGCCGGUUGAUUGGCGGCGCCGAGCGUGUUCCGGGCUGAGGCGUGAGGGUUCUUUUUGUCUGACGGUUCAACAAAACGUAGGUGCUUCGGUCGCACUUAAAAGUACAGGAAGGAAAAACACCUGUGGCAUUUUUUGUUUUGUAUGAAAUAACAAACGGCCCUUUUAUUUAUUGAUUAGUUCGACGUCUGGCUUUUGCUUCACUGUCGCCGGUUUCGUCUUGCGUGGUCACGUUCUGUGCGUGACAAAAGCCAAACACGUUUUCUGUGCUUUGACUCGCCACCACUGAAAGCGUUUCAACAUUAAAAUGAGAUGAGAAGCCUCGCUGCAUUAGUUUCAUAUUUUCUAAAUUCAUCUUUGUUCCGUGUGAGAUGGUAGUGUCUCAUUUCUUGUGAGCUCUUUCGUGUGUACUGAUCUUAGAACCUUCUUCUCGAUCAAAUUGUGAUUCAUGUGGUGAGCCAAGUUGGUUUUGUGCUUUUUUUUUGUUUUGUUUGGUUCACACAGU
Syngnathoides biaculeatus (alligator pipefish) is the source of this 2525-nucleotide messenger RNA. It is a transcript of the gene tmem127, whose product is annotated as transmembrane protein 127. Lineage: Eukaryota; Metazoa; Chordata; Actinopteri; Syngnathiformes; Syngnathidae. The record is from RefSeq and is a predicted model, not a curated record. Bases 416 to 1129 code for a protein of 237 amino acids. Gene Ontology annotation, cellular component: membrane. Gene Ontology annotation, biological process: negative regulation of cell population proliferation; negative regulation of TOR signaling. The transcript is spliced from 3 exons.